Molecule: messenger RNA, 888 nt
Organism: Serendipita indica DSM 11827
Lineage: Eukaryota; Fungi; Basidiomycota; Agaricomycetes; Sebacinales; Serendipitaceae
Source: the annotation of a GenBank genome assembly
AUGCUCAUCUUCAGACGGUCACUCUCAACUGCCAGCACUUUUCAGAAUAUUCUCGUGUCUCGUCCCAGGUCCUCUGUGGCGCUACUCACGCUCAACCGGCCAAAGCAACUUAACGCGCUCUCGACGCCGCUGUUUCACGAGCUAAACCAGGCACUCGUACAGGCCAACGAUGACAAGGAUAUUUCUGCUGUCGUCCUUACGGGCAGCGAAAAGGCAUUUGCUGGUCCGUCCUCGUCCCCAGUCACUGGGUACAUAAUGACAUUUACCACCUUUACAGCUGGCGCCGACAUCAAGGAAAUGCAAUCCAAGACAUUUGCAGACGUCUAUUCAAAUGACUUCCUCGCAAGUUGGACGGCCAUGCGAGCGAUCCGAAAGCCAAUUAUCGCCGCUGUCAGCGGGUAUGCCCUCGGGGGCGGAGCCGAGCUCGCUCUCAUGUGCGACAUCAUAUUGGCAUCCCCUACUGCAAAGUUUGGAUUGCCAGAGAUCACCUUGGGCGUCAUACCAGGAGGUGGUGGUACACAGCGUCUUGCCGGUAUCGUGGGCAAGAGUAGAGCAAUGGAGCUUGUCUUGACUGGCCGCCAAUUUGAUGCAGACGAGGCCGAGCGCUGGGGCGUCGUCAGUCGCGUCGUCCGCACUGAAAAGAAGGACGGGGACGAGCACUUGCCAGUCGUCCAAGAGGCGUUGGACAUGGCGUCCAAAAUCGCAGGUUUCGGCCAGCUCGCGACCCAGGCCGCAAAGGAGGCAGUUAACGCGGCCCUGGACCUCCCGCUCUCCGAGGGCCUGCGCCUCGAGCGACGCAUCUUCCACAGUCUAUUCGCGACCAACGACCAAAAGGAAGGCAUGUCUGCCUUUGCGGAGAAACGCAAGCCGACGUUUACAAACUCGUAA